Messenger RNA from Mucor velutinosus, 651 nucleotides. Its product is annotated as 40S ribosomal protein S27. Bases 1 to 651 code for a protein of 216 amino acids. The transcript has 5 exons. NCBI's taxonomy places the organism in Eukaryota, Fungi, Mucoromycota, Mucoromycetes, Mucorales, Mucoraceae. The record is from RefSeq and is a predicted model, not a curated record.
AUGAUUUUAACUAGAUUUGCACUCGUUGCUUCAUCAUUUUGCUAUUAUGUCUAUGCAAACAUGGCUCCUAACUACCCAGAGCCUGGAACUAUUUGGAAGUCUGGCCAAUCAUAUGAGAUAACUUGGUUUGACGAUAAACAAAACCCACCAAUGGAGAAGACCUGGACCAAAUUCAAAAUUGACUUUAUGACUGGAGACAACAACAGCCAGAAGUUUUUGAAGAAUGUUGCUCGUAAUUUGGAUGCUAGAACCGUCAAAUCAUUCAACUGGACUGCACCAGAAGUUGAGCCUCACGCAGCUGUUUAUUUCCUCAUGUUUACGAAUGAAAAGGGAGAGAAUGCCUGGACCACACGAUUUGGUAUUACUGGCCCUGAUGGAAAGUUGGUUAAACCAGAAUAUGCUGUUCAACCAGAUGGUGCUAAAAUUCCUUGGGGCGUUGGUAAACUGGUCGGUGAACAUGCUGCAAAUACAGUCAAUAAAGCCACUGCUUCAUACUCUAUGAACUCGGCUAUGGUAUCAGCUGCUGAGAAUAAUGCUGCUGUAGUUAUUGCUGUAUCUACACCAUCAGAUACGAGCAAUUCAAAUAUCAUAAUGCCUAGUAUUGCUUUUGCGAGUACGUUCUUGGCUGCUACCCUAUACUCAUUAAUCUAA